AUGAAAUAAGGUUAUUGGAUUUAAGGCUGGAGUGAUUUGGUUGCAAAUUUGAAAGUCACCUAAAAUUGCAUGGACUUGAUUGACGUCCAGGGAAAUGGCCAAUAUAAUUUGGUGGUUGCAGAUUAAAAUUAAAGACUUGUGUCCUACAGGAAUACCAACAUCGCUUGGGAAACCAGACUGACAGACAAACCAGUCUGCAUGACGUAUUUCUACGGCGAUACAUCGGGCCAACCUUGCAUCAGCAUAUGCCACGGAAACACCAUAUACAACUAUAAGAUUUUCAAAGCCUUUUAUAAAUGUCAAAUUCCAAAUAUUCAAUUGAAACAAGAGGAAGCAGACAUCUGGAAAUAGUAUUCGACCGAUAAGAAUCUCCAAAACCUCAUAAGGGAUUUGAAGAAUUUGCAAUAAUAACAUUCCAAUUUAUCGUAUAAGUCUUUGGAAUUGUUGUGCUUUUAGGAUUUGCAAAAACAAUAGGAAUUAGCAGAAAAAUAUUAGGAUAGUCCUUACAUCGAAGAUUCAGUCACUUGUGUGAGUGUACUUAAAAAAAAUGUAGAUGAAGAUAAAUCCCAAGGGUAAUUAAUUGUAGGAACAGAAUUGAAAUUCAUAUACAUAUAUAAUUAAGAAAUCACUUAAAUUUAUAAAAAAUAUGAAAUACCUGGAGUUCCGAUUUCAAUUUGCAUAUUUUCAGAAGAACAAAAAGACGGCCGAAUUGCAGUAUUAGUCAGAGAGAAUUGUGUGUAUUUCAUUGGCAAUGACAUUGAACCCUACACCAUCGAUUUGCAAUCCAAACCAAUAACCAUGAUAAGAUAACAACGAUGUCUGUACAUAGCAACCAUGGAUAGGGUUGUCCAAAACUAUUAACACAAAUAAAAAUAAUAUUAGUUAUAGAUGUAACAUAAUAUCUUGGGCAUUGAAACUGUGACCACAGGCAAAGGAUAAGAAACCAAAGGGUUGCUUAUUGCAUUAGAAAAUAAGACUAUUCAAUUCUAUAAGGAUACUCUAUUGAUGUCUAUUAUUAAUCUGGAAAGCAAUGUUUCAGUCAUGAGAUUUGGAUUCUUCGGAGUCAGCCAAGAUGGUUUUCUAAUUACCAUUAAUAUCAAAGGAGCAUUAGAAACUAGAACUCUAUCCAGAGAAUUCGAAAGGAAGAAACAAGCCAUACUAGAAAAGGAAAUUAUUAAACCCAUCGAAUUUCCACCUAUCACCAAUUUAUUCAUUGAACAGUUUCAAAGAGAGAGAGAAUAGGGCUCAGAAAUGUUAAGGACAUAUUAAUAUGAUUUAUUGAGAAUGAGAUUUAAGACUGCCUAAACAUACUUGAACAUAUUGUCUAAUAAGGAAUAGGCUCCUCAAUUAAAUUAGAACAAUCCUUUGAGACUUUCAGCUAUUGCAGAAGGAUUAGGACCUAAAUUUAAAUUAUGUUGUGUUGUAGAAAAUAUAAGCAAUCAACCAAUUAAGGAUAUCUAUAUUAAUUAUGUAUACAAUUCGGAUAUUUACUAACCAUUUUAAUUAAUAAAUCAAUUGCCAUUUUUAAUACCAAAAUAUUAAAAAAACUUUGAGUGUUAUUUUACUAACAUUCAUUAGAAUGGUAUCAGUGAUACGAUUAAAAUCAUCUUGUAUAGAGAAUCAAAAUAACUAAUCUAAACUUCAAUCUAGAUGCCAAUGAGUGAAUUAGAAUGA
Paramecium tetraurelia is the source of this 1674-nucleotide messenger RNA. RefSeq lists its product as uncharacterized. Gene Ontology annotation, molecular function: patched binding; smoothened binding. The transcript is spliced from 3 exons. Lineage: Eukaryota; Ciliophora; Oligohymenophorea; Peniculida; Parameciidae. Gene Ontology annotation, cellular component: centrosome; BBSome; axoneme. The record is from RefSeq and is a predicted model, not a curated record. Gene Ontology annotation, biological process: non-motile cilium assembly; protein localization to cilium.